AUUGAUUGGCCACGCUCGAUCAUCUCUGCGCUCUGCUGUGGUUGCCUGCGGGCCCGCCCACCAUCCGCUCAGCGCUCCACAGUCGGCGUGACAGGGCUCCCGGCCUGUGCUAAGAAGCCGGUGUCCACCAUGUCUACUGCCAUGAACUUCGGGACCAAGAGUUUCCAGCCCCGGCCCCCAGAUAAGGGCAGCUUCCCGCUGGACCAUUUCGGUGAAUGUAAAGCUUUUAAAGAAAAAUUCAUGAAGUGUCUUCGUGAUAAUAAUUUUGAAAAUGCUUUGUGUAGAAAUGAAUCAAAAGAAUAUUUGGAAUGCAGAAUGGAGAGGCAACUAAUGGCACAAGAAUCACUGGAAAAGCUGGGAUUUAAAGAUCUAAUGGAUGAAAAAUCAGAAACAAAAAAGAACUUGUAAUGAGAAGAAAACAAUUGAAUUGCUUCUAACAGGAAUCCUCUGUAGUGGUAUAUAUUGUACAUUCUUUCUCUUCUUUAAUUCUUCCUACCAUCUAUAAGAGAUUAAUGUUUGACAUGAUUGAUAUUAAAAUCUUAACUUAGGAAAGGUAUUUUGUUUUAGAGGAUUCUCUUUUUUCAAUAUUCAUUUUGAAUAAGUCAGAGACAAGAAAUCAAAAUGAUGUUACCCUUGUAUUGCUAAUGUCAGUCUAUGGGUAAGAGUCUAAUUCUGACAUGAACCAAAGUUAGGAAAAAUGCUUACUUUCAUAAAGUACAUUUGCUCUUUUAUUGUUGUCAUUUGGUAAAAUAUCUCUUUUUAGAGGCUUUCCUAAAAAAGGUAUGGGAUUGGGGGAGGAUUUUUGUUUUUGCCAAAACAUAGGCCUUUCUUCAUUUCAAUUAUUGGCACAUAAUGUGAAUAUAAGAAUAUAUGUGAUUUGAUAGAAAUGUUUGUAAAUAGAUGGCUUUUAUAUUCUACCAAUGUAUAAUUUUAAUAAGAGUAUUAUGAAUAUUUUUGAUUUAACUAAAUGACUACAAAGUUGUCUAUACAGCUCUUAUCAGAAAAUAAAAAUGCAAUUUGCCUAUGGAAUAUUUUCUUCACUGUUCAGAAAUGUGUAUCUUUUUUGAUUAAAGUGAAAAAAAUACAAAAAGUGAGAAA
Molecule: messenger RNA, 1098 nt
Organism: Antechinus flavipes (yellow-footed antechinus)
Lineage: Eukaryota; Metazoa; Chordata; Mammalia; Dasyuromorphia; Dasyuridae
Product: cytochrome c oxidase assembly protein COX19
Exons: 3
Coding region: 130-408 (92 amino acids)
Biological process (GO): mitochondrial respiratory chain complex IV assembly
Cellular component (GO): mitochondrial intermembrane space
Source: RefSeq, a predicted model, not a curated record